AUACCUUUCUCCUCCUGCAGAAGGAUCAGUGUCAUUUGCCAUCAUGAGAGCUAUUUUUCUGUUGUGUCUGCUGAAAGCAGUUUUUGGUCAGGGUCAAAAUUUCGGCUGGAAUGGACCUGCCGCCACACAACCCACUGCAGAUCCUAAUCUAAACAAAAUCUGCAGUAACGACCAAGCGGCGUGUGGCUGCUGUCUGAUGCAGAAGCAGAUGGCGAGGAUGGAGCAGUUCUUUAACAUGACAACCACAGAAAUGAGCCAGCAGCUCAUGAACUCUAAGAUGACCCUCAACAACAUCAAAAACAACCGCAGCGCCUUCUCCGUCGCCCUGAACAACGAGAAAACUUUGACCUGCUUCGGCCCCACAGCCGAUGACAAACGGGUCCCCUACAAGCACAUCUUCCUCAACCUGGGAGACAGCUACAACGCUCUGACCGGCAUCUUCACCGCUCCCAGCUCGGGUGUCUACAGCCUGGCGGCCACCGUCUACAGCCUGUCUCCUGUUGACCUGCCCCAGGCCACCUGCGCCCAGCUGCAGGUGAACGGCGUGGCCGUGGCUACCCUCGUUGAGAAGAACGGACUGGACAGCGAGGACAGCAGCACCGUCGUGAUCGCCAGGCACCUGAAGGCCGGCGACCAGGUGUCUGUCCUCCUGCUGAAAGGAUGCAACAUCUGCGACGACGCCACCCACUAUAACACGUUCACCGGUUUCCUGCUGUAUGCUGCUGAGACGGCGUAGCUGCCUCUGGCGUAAACUCGGCUAGAUGACGUCUGUUCGGUUUAACAGUCAUGAGUUCAAUGCCUUGAUCCGUUGUGCUCAGUCUGUAUGCCGUGCACAUAAAUUGUUAGCAUCGUGUCGACUGAAGAGUAAAUAUGAACAAAUAACGUAGCUGUUGUUUCUUUUUUUGUUAAAUUGAGGUAUCCUGGAUGUAACUUUUGACCCUGUUCCAAUGAAAUGAUCUGAUCUGAGUUGCUUUCAUUGUUCAGAUAAAACAAAUAAACUGGACUUAAAAAUACAGCUGUCAUUCUGAGCAUAAAUUUGUGAGCAAAUAAAACAAUAAAAAAUGAAAGUUCACACUAA
Poecilia reticulata (guppy) is the source of this 1078-nucleotide messenger RNA. RefSeq names its product complement C1q-like protein 2. NCBI's taxonomy places the organism in Eukaryota, Metazoa, Chordata, Actinopteri, Cyprinodontiformes, Poeciliidae. Gene Ontology annotation, molecular function: protein binding. Gene Ontology annotation, cellular component: synapse. Gene Ontology annotation, biological process: maintenance of synapse structure. The record is from RefSeq and is a predicted model, not a curated record.